UUCUCCCUCCUCUGUUCCCCGGCCGAGAACUCGCCAUGGACCGCCGCGCGGCCUUCUUCUCUUACCACGCGGGCGUCAUGGGGACGGCGCUACUGAUGCUGGUGCCGUCAGUGGUGUUGGGCGGUGGGCCGGCGUUCUCGUGCGGGCCGCCGCAGCAGGCCCAGUACGCGUUCUGCAACAGGGCGCUUCCCGCGGAGCAGCGGGCGGCGGACCUGGUGGCGAAGCUGACGCUGGAGGAGAAGGUCUCGCAGCUGGGCGACCAGGCGCCCGGGGUGCCCAGGUUCGGCGUCCCAGGCUACAACUGGUGGUCCGAGGGCCUCCACGGCGUCUCCAUGUGGGGCCACGGCAUGCACUUCAACGGCGCCGUCCGCGGCGUCACCACCUUCCCCCAGGUCCUCCUCACCACCGCCUCCUUCGACGACUCCAUCUGGUACCGCAUCGGACAGGCGAUCGGGACGGAGGCCAGGGCGAUGUUCAACCUGGGCCAAGCGGACGGGCUGACCAUCUGGUCCCCCAACGUGAACAUAUACCGCGACCCUCGGUGGGGUCGCGGUCAGGAGACCCCUGGCGAGGACCCGGCCACGGCGAGCAAGUAUGCCGUGGCCUUCGUCAGGGGACUUCAGGGAACCUCCACGACGACGCUGCAGACCUCGGCGUGCUGCAAGCAUGCCACGGCGUACGAUCUCGACGACUGGAACCGGAUUGGACGCUACAAUUUCAACGCCAAGGUGACGGCCCAAGAUCUGGAGGAAACGUUCAAUCCGCCGUUCAAGAGCUGCGUGGUGGAAGGGAAGGCAACCUGCGUUAUGUGUGCCUAUACUAGCGUCAAUGGCAUCCCUGCCUGCGCCGACUCUGGCCUCCUCACGAAAACCAUCAAGGGAGAAUGGGGAAUGAACGGGUACAUUUCUUCAGAUUGUGAUGCAGUGGCUCUAUUGUACGGUACACGUUAUUCGGGCACACCAGAAGAUGCGGUUGCAGCAGCCAUCAAGGCCGGGCUGGACAUGAAUUGCGGCAACUUCAGCCAGGUGCACGGCAUGGCGGCGCUGCAGCAGCGGAAGAUGAGUGAGCAGGACGUGGACAAGGCCCUGCGGAACCUCUUCGCCAUCCGGAUGCGUCUGGGCCACUUCGACGGCGACCCGCUUCAGAGCCCGCUCUACGGGCGCCUCGGAGCCCAGGACGUGUGCUCGCCAGCCCACAAGGAUCUGGCCCUGGAAGCGGCCCAGAACGGCAUCGUGCUCCUCAAGAACGACGCCGCCACGCUCCCGCUCAGCCGGCCCACGGCGGCUUCGGCCUCCUUCGCCGUCAUCGGGCCCAACGCCAACGAGCCCGGCGCGCUCCUCGGGAACUACUUCGGCCCGCCCUGCGAGACCACCACGCCAUUGCAGGCGCUCCAGAAGUUCUACUCCAAGAACGUCCGCUUCGUCCCCGGCUGCGACUCGGCCGCCUGCAACGUCGCCGAUACUUACCAGGCCUCCGGGCUCGCAGCGACCUCGGACUACACGAUCCUCUUCAUGGGCCUGAGCCAGAAGCAGGAGCAAGAAGGCCUGGACAGAACAAGCCUGCUCCUCCCGGGGAAACAAGAAAGCCUCAUCACGGCCGUGGCCGCAGCCGCGAAACGGCCCAUAAUCCUGGUCCUUCUCACCGGCGGCCCAGUGGACAUCACGUUCGCGAAAUUCAACCCCAAGAUCGGGGCCAUCCUCUGGGCCGGGUACCCGGGCCAGGCCGGCGGGCUCGCCAUCGCGAAAGUCCUCUUCGGGGAGCACAACCCCAGCGGCCGGCUGCCGGUGACGUGGUACCCGGAGGAGUACACGAAGGUGCCCAUGGACGACAUGAGGAUGCGCGCCGACCCGGCCACCGGCUACCCCGGCCGGAGCUACAGAUUCUACAAGGGCAACGCCGUCUACAAGUUCGGCUACGGGCUCAGCUACUCCAAAUUCUCCCGCCAGCUCGUCCGCAACAGCAGCAGCAACAACAGAGCGCCAAACACGGAGCUGCUCGCGGCGGCGGCCGUGGAUUGCGGCGCGAGUAGGUAUUACCUUGUGGAGGAGAUUGGGGGCGAGGUGUGCGAAAGGCUUAAGUUUCCGGCGGUGGUUGAGGUGGAGAACCAUGGGCCGAUGGACGGGAAGCAGUCGGUGCUCCUGUUCCUCCGGUGGCCGACCGCCACGGAGGGCCGGCCCGCGAGCCAGCUCGUGGGCUUCCGGAGCCAGGAUCUCAGGGCCGGGGAGAAGGCCAGCGUCAGCUUUGACAUCAGCCCUUGCGAGCAUUUCAGCAGGACGACUGUGGAUGGCACCAAGGUGAUUGAUAGAGGGUCGCAUUUCCUCAUGGUUGACGAGGACGAGAUGGAGAUCAGCUUUGACUCGUAAUCUCUAAAAUGAGACCACCGUUCGAUUUGGGCAUGUGUGUUGCAGGCCGGUCGACGAGGAAGCAGCUAGCAGCAGAAUUUAUCUUUAAUUAGUUCCGUGAUUUAUCCAUGUGUGUAAAAUUGAGUAGAGCCUUAGAAAUUGAUAUUGAGGGUCUUAGGCUAAAGAGGGUAGUCCAUGUAUUCGAACAAGACCCUGUCUAGAAAUUUUCAAUCAUUUUUGAAGUGUUUGGAUGUGUUCUCCAAAAAAAAGAGUGUUUGGAUGUAUAACUGAUUGUCAAUUUUAUCCCUCUUUUUUUUA
Brachypodium distachyon (stiff brome) is the source of this 2660-nucleotide messenger RNA. Its product is annotated as probable beta-D-xylosidase 7. Gene Ontology annotation, molecular function: alpha-L-arabinofuranosidase activity; xylan 1,4-beta-xylosidase activity. The record is from RefSeq and is a predicted model, not a curated record. Gene Ontology annotation, biological process: xylan catabolic process; arabinan catabolic process. Bases 36 to 2363 code for a protein of 775 amino acids. Gene Ontology annotation, cellular component: plant-type cell wall. NCBI's taxonomy places the organism in Eukaryota, Viridiplantae, Streptophyta, Magnoliopsida, Poales, Poaceae. The transcript has 5 exons.